Daphnia carinata is the source of this 3117-nucleotide messenger RNA. RefSeq names its product discoidin domain-containing receptor 2-like. Gene Ontology annotation, cellular component: signaling receptor complex. Lineage: Eukaryota; Metazoa; Arthropoda; Branchiopoda; Diplostraca; Daphniidae. Gene Ontology annotation, biological process: multicellular organism development; positive regulation of kinase activity; protein phosphorylation. The coding region runs from base 1 to 2019 and encodes 672 amino acids. Gene Ontology annotation, molecular function: protein tyrosine kinase collagen receptor activity; collagen binding; ATP binding. The record is from RefSeq and is a predicted model, not a curated record. The transcript has 12 exons.
AUGACCGUGGGAGCAAUACUGGUAAUCGCAGGAAAUACGAACUCGUACGUGGCUGAGAAACGCGAACUGGAUCCGGUGUUGAUCGCCCGCAAGCUUCGCUUCUUCCCGUACAGCCAUCACCGUCGAACUGUCUGCAUGCGAGUGGAAAUUUACGGCUGCCCGUGGUCUGAAGGCAUUGCCAGCUAUCAGAUGACGCAGGGAGAUCAACGAGGAGCCGGUUGGCAAUUCUACGAUGCCUCUUACGACGGCAUCUGCGGCUCUUUCCUGUGCCAGGGACUCGGCCAGUUGACAGACGGCAAACUCGGUCCCGACAAUUUCAAAGCCAGUUAUUACGACCAAGAUCGAGGCUGGGUCGGAUGGCGUAACGACUCGCGCAACGGGCAGCCCGUCGAUAUCGUUUUCGAGUUCGAUACGGUGCGCGAUUUCACUUCGCUGAGCAUCUUCGCCAAUAACCAGUUCACCAAAGAUGUCCAGAUCUUCUCCGAAAUGCAAGUGCAUUUCAGCGUUGGCGGACAAAUCUACCCGGGCGAGCCGAUUAUCUUCCGUCCGCCAGAGGACCGAAUUUUCGAGAAUUCACGGAACAUCAGCGUUAAGCUUCACCACCGAGUGGGCCGUUUCGUCAAACUGCGCUUGUCCUUCCCGGCUGCUCCGGCUCGCUGGAUUCUCAUCAGCGAGGUCUCUUUCCGCUCCGAAGUGGCCGCCAGAAAUUACAAGACCGAAGUGGAUGGCAGUCCCGUCACUCCACCAGCCGCCGCACCCAUUCCGCCCGUCUCCAAUUUGCCACUCCCGCCAAGUGGUCACGAAGUCGGCAUCAACGCCGGCUCGCAGGAUCAAGUCAACGAAACGAGCCCACCUACCAGAGAGAACCAAACGUACAUGGCAAUCAUCGUCGGUGUCUUGGUGGUCGUUGGUUUCCUAUUGGCUGGGGCCAUCUUUUACAUGAUCAUGCGACGUCGUCAACGCAAGAGCCGCUCAGGCAGUCCGCUGCCGGACAAAGCCAAUUGGGCCUCUCAGGUCGGCAGUCAGCCCAGUCCCCGUCUGUUGGACGGCUCUGUCGGUGAGCAUCACGAAGAUCAACUGUUGCAACACCAUCGUGGCAAAAUCUACAACAAGAACAACUCGCUGCCGUAUGGCAACAUUGGCGCCGACUUGUCGCGAUCGGACGCCGCCUCGCAAUACUUGCUGCCUCACUCGCCGGCCAGCGCCCAUUUGACUAGGACCGAGUACCAGGAGCCUUAUCACGCCCUGCGCUUCUCACCUUAUUACAGUUACAGCACUCUGUUGCUGGCCGGAACUGAGGGCCCACUGAAAAAGACCAACACAUCCGCAGUAUCAGAUACGUACGACUACGCCGUGCCGGAUGUUAGCGAGAUUAGCGGCUGCAGCACUGCCCAUCAACCCCUACUAAUCCAGCAAUCUCUACAAAAACAACAUCAUCCGCUUAAGCCCAAAUUGCCCGUCGCUUCGCCACCUCCGCACGCAAUCGAAAUCGACACUUUGGCCUCAUCUUCUCAUUCCAUGACGACCACUGGCUCGACAUCCUCAGCGUCCGUCCGUCUAGGAGGCAACAAGAACAACAAUCAAAUGGGCCACUUGAACGGCAUUAGCGAAUCCAGCCCAUUGAAAAAGCCGAUCGACCGAGCAGAAUUAUUGUCCGCUCUGAAAUCACGGGCCGAAUCGCUGAUCAUACCGGAAUUAGCGCGUAGCAAACUGCACCUGGUCCAGCGCAUCGCCAGCGGAGCGUUCGGGACCGUCUACAAGGCCGAAGCCGAACACAUUCCCGAGUAUGGUAGCGCCGUCUACACUUCACGGCGGCUGGUGGCCGCCAAAUACCUUCCCAAUACCUCCGACAAAGACAAGUCUGGAUUCUACCAGGAAGUGAGGCUACUGGCCGCUUUGGACGAUCCUCACUUGUCACGUGUGUUGGCCGUUUGCACGACGGACGAGCCCUUUUGCGUCGUUCUAGAAUAUCUGGAAUUCGGCGAUCUGAACCAAUUUCUCAAACUGCAUCGAUUCUGACCGGACAACCACCACAACUCGUCCGACAGCCGCAAUAACAUAUCAAAAACCUUUUCUACUCCGGACGAAACGUUAACAAUGUGCAGUUUGAUAUUUAUGGCCAGUCAGAUCGCCUCGGGAAUGCGUUACAUCGAGUCUCUAAAUUUUGUACACCGCGAUUUGGCCGCUAGGGAAACAGGACAAGUGAGGAAAGUAAAUGCUGUUCCAGAAGUUGGACGCUGCUUUGACGAGAUCACCGACCGUAGCCUCCACUACCUUUACGAUAAGGUGCUGUAAUGAGCAAGAAAAAAUCCAGCCUCCGCCAUGGCUACUGCAGCCGUAACCUCCUCCACCAUGUCCGUUACUACCGUAACCUCCUCCUCCACCAUAGCUGCUGCUGCCGGAUCCUCCUCCACUAUUGCUGCUGCUGCCAUACCCUCCUCCGCCAUGGCCGUGUCCUCCCGCACCGUGGCCGCUGUUCCCUUAUCCUCUACCGCCGCCACUGCUGUAACUAGUGGCACCGUAGCUUCCACUUCCGUACCCACCACCUAGUAGCAUUGAAUUUCAAGUUUGAAGGUGGAUUUAUUGGGGUUUUUUUCCAGUACUAAUUUAGCAAAGUUUGCUAGUUUGAGAAAAGUUACCUUGCCCGCCGUAACUGCUACUUCCAUAACUGCUACUUCCAUAACUGCUACCUCCAUAUCCAGCUCCUCCAUAGCCUCCGCUUCCUCCAUGUCCGCCGCUUCCUCCAUACGGAGGAAGCGGCGGCGGAUGCCCUCCGCUACCACCGUAUCCUCCGCUACUACCGUAUCCUCCGCUACUACCAUAUCCUCCGCUACCACCGUAUCCUCCGCUACCACCGUAUCCUCCGCUACCUCCGUAUCCUCCACCACCUCCGUAUCCUCCACCACCUCCGUAUCCUCUACCUCCUCUGUAACCACCACCGUGUCCUCUGCUGCCACCGUAUCCUCCUGCUGAAUAAGAAUUCAUUCGUCUUAUCAAUUUGAAGAUUCACAAGAUAACUAAAGAGUUAAAUCUUGUUAACGUGUAAACACUACGAUUCCAGUAAAAAAAUAAAUUGCAACGUAAAGAUCGCGUAUUGAACGCAUAUAUCUAUUUCAA